AUGUCGAAUCCCCGGCCCCACUCCGACGAAGAGGCCCGGGCCCCGGCCUCACCGCCGCCCCCAUACCCCGACGCUGACCCGGCUCCCCGCGAAGACCAGCCCCUCCUCCGCGACCCCGGCGCCGCGGUAACCUCCGGCGAAGCGUGGAAGCCCCCGCCGGGCUUCACCUGGAUCGAGCUGGCCAUCAUGUCCAACGUCUUCCUGUACGGCUUCGACGGGACCAUCACCGCCGCGACGUACGCCGUCAUCAGCUCCGAAUUCGACGCCGCCAACACCGCCUCGUGGCUGACGACGUCGUACCUCGUCACCAGCACCGCCUUCCAGCCGCUCUACGGCCGCUUCUCCGACAUCUUCGGCCGGCGCGUGUGUUUCUUCGUCAGCAGCGUCACGUUCGGGCUGGGCUGUCUCGGGUGCGGGCUGGCGCGGGACGUGGUGUUGUUGAAUUGCAUGAGAGCGCUGACGGGCUUUGGUGGUGGAGGGUUGAUGACAAUGGCAACAAUCGUCAACUCGGACAUGAUCCCCUUCCGCAAGCGCGGCAUGUACCAGGCCCUUCAAAACGGCAUGUUCGGCUUCGGCGCCGUGGCGGGCGCCUCCUUUGGCGGCUCCAUCGCCGACCACAUCGGCUGGCGCUGGUGCUUCCUCCUCCAAGUCCCCGUCUCCGUCCUGGCCCUCGUUCUCGGUGCGAUUGUGAUUAAGAACCCCGAAGGCGGCUUCGACAUCGACACGACUGACUUCAAGGCCAUCUGGACCCGCGUCGAUGUCUCUGGUGCGCUGUUGCUCGUCGUGGCUAUCUCGGUGCAGCUCGUCGGACUGAGCCUGGGCGGAAAUGAGUUGCCUUGGGGCAGUCCGAUCGUCAUUGGGACGCUGGUGGGAAGUGUGCUGCUGUUAGGUCUGUUCCUGGUCGUUGAGGCGAGAACGAGGGCUAUUCCUGUUAUCCCACUGAGGAUGCUGAGGGGUCGGUUGCCGGUGUUGACGCAGAUUUCGAACUAUCUCUUCAUGCUGCCUCUUUUCUUCCAGGUCGUAUUGCUCGACUCUGCGACCAAGGCCGGUGCCCGACUGGCCAUUCCAUCGCUCGCGACUCCUCUUGGCGGCCUCGUUGCCGGAAUCGUCAUGUCACGUUGGGGCAAGCUUGUCUGGCUCGUUCGCACCGGAGCUUUCUUCAUGCUCUUUGGAAAUGCCCUGGUAACGGCUCUGAAAUUUGAGGACAGCAAUUGGAAAUACUUGGUCUACAUCUUCCCAGCGAAUCUUGGCCAGGGAAUCAUCUACCCCGCCAUCCUCUUCACGACACUAGCUUCGUUUGAUCACGCCGAUCACGCCGUGUCGGCAUCAACAGUCUACCUCGUCCGCUCCCUUGGCACCGUUUGGGGCGUCGCAAUCACCUCGGCCAUCGUCCAGACGACCCUGAGCGUCCGUCUGCCAGAUGCUCUCGGUGAUAUCCCUGACAAGUGGAGGCUCAUCGACGAGAUCCGUCAUUCCGUGACAGCCCUCAAGACCCUCCCGGUGGAGGUGCGUCUGCCAGCACGCAUGGUCUACUACGAAGGCAUCCGAUACGCGUUUGCUGCAUCCACCACCUUCGCAGCUAUCGCGCUAGUCGCGGCGCUGUUUGCCAGUCCCCGCGGUCUUCGGAGCACUCACAAGUAA
Molecule: messenger RNA, 1641 nt
Organism: Colletotrichum siamense
Lineage: Eukaryota; Fungi; Ascomycota; Sordariomycetes; Glomerellales; Glomerellaceae
Product: putative transporter
Exons: 5
Coding region: 1-1641 (546 amino acids)
Biological process (GO): basic amino acid transport; transmembrane transport
Cellular component (GO): fungal-type vacuole membrane
Molecular function (GO): basic amino acid transmembrane transporter activity
Source: RefSeq, a predicted model, not a curated record